Gongylonema pulchrum is the source of this 345-nucleotide messenger RNA. The record is from the annotation of a GenBank genome assembly. Lineage: Eukaryota; Metazoa; Nematoda; Chromadorea; Rhabditida; Gongylonematidae.
AUGCAUAGAAGUAUACAGCCGCCGGAGAAGCCCCAGAUGAAGAUCUCAGGCUUGAGUAAUCCGGAACUGGUCGAGCGAUGCGAAGAAAGGGUUGGCAAUAGUCCUGAGCAGUGCGUUAGAAUCGUCUGCUUGGCGACAAUAGCCUGGGCGCACGGUUAUCACAGCAGCUCGAACAGAGCACUUCUGGAGCAUCCAAGAAGCUCUGCUUCUCCGAGGACGAGGAGCAACGCGAGCGGCAAUUUCGCAGACAGAGGCCGCUGGGACACGAAACGAGCCCCGGAUAACGGUCCAGGCUGGACCAGCGGCACGCCCGAACUGCAAGGCUCCCGGCACUCGGCCCAUUGA